AUGUCGUCGCAGGAUCUUUCGUUCCGUCACCCCAUAUGCUUUGGCAUCUCUCUGCAAGCGCUGGAUGACGACGGGAGAUGCAUAUGGGGAGGAUAUGAGAUGUGCUGCGCGUUUUGUUGUGAUGCGAUCAGGAUCACGGCGCUGCGGAGGAGCGGUGUCACUCCAUACCUUUGUCAAUACGUGUCCGUCGCCGUGCCACAGUCCUUGUCGUUGCCGAACAACGAUAGCUACUUAAAGUCCACGCUUGUCAUCCUGCGUUCUGCUCUCAAUAAAGCUAUCUCCAUUCUGACCAACGCUACCGCGCCCACUUCGUCUUCGUCUUCCACUUAUUCGAACACGAACACGAGCACGAACACGAACACGAACACGAACGCGCGCACAUUCACCGACGCAAUGGCCUCAUCCUCUUCAGUCGCGCCAAAGCGCGUCCACUUCUCCGAUUCUCCUCUCACCUACACCUACACGCCACCCGCCACGCCGCGCACUCCCUCGCCGACAUGGUCAGACUCCUCACUGCCCGACAAUGACUCGGGACCUUCCACGCCUCCUCCUUCGUCGACGACCUUCUUUCCACCGCACGACGCAUCAAGCGGCAAGAAGCAGGCUUCUCCAAAUGCACUGCUGUUUGAUGCACGAACACAAGCGGCAGCGCUCAUGUGGAACGUCAUCGUGCCACCGAACCAAGCUACCGUGCGCUCGUUGCGCAAGACCAGCAAGGGCAAAGACGUCCUCACGGCUCUCCACCCUUCGGACCUCUCCCAAUCCGCUACCAAUCCCGGGUCAUCCUCGCUCGACAUUCGCAUCGCGCAACUCCCGCUGUUCUGGAAACCCAUUCAGCUCCGUCGAGGCGCGUCGUAUGGCGCUGGCGCAAUACCGUUCACUGUUGCCGAGGUCAUAGAGGCCGUUCAUCGUUACGUCCAAUUACCGAUCUCGCAGAAGGAAUACAACAUGUUCCCGAAGGACGUGCAGAACAACAUCGCGAAGGCGUACUGGAAGCGAUAUGACGCUUCUGCGAACGCCGGGAAUGCCACGGAGGCGGAGAAGAUCAAGCGCGGUGGACUUCGACGCGUCGACGCGCUUGGCGGGAACACCCAGUUCGUUGCGUUCAUCCCUGCUCCCGGGACGGAUACCUGGCAGGUCAUUCUCACUGCGCCGAGGUCGUGAACGCGUCCCGUUCCGACUUCCGACCUCCGAACUGCAACAUCAACAUCAACACUUCCCGUCUGGCAUCUUACCUACCUUAUUCCGUCCCCCUAUUCGAUUCCGUCCGUUUUUAUUGAUUUGCACUUAUUCGACGCCACGCACCUAGACUGUAUCCAUACCCCACACGAAACCUAAAAAAAGGUCAAACGAACAAAAAGAAGAACGCACGUAGCAUACCAUUCCUAUACCCCAACCCAUUCUAGUUUUAUUCUACUGUUCGACGUUUUUGACGCUUCGAUGGUUCGAUGCUUUUUGAU
Molecule: messenger RNA, 1460 nt
Organism: Fomitiporia mediterranea MF3/22
Lineage: Eukaryota; Fungi; Basidiomycota; Agaricomycetes; Hymenochaetales; Hymenochaetaceae
Exons: 2
Coding region: 1-1164 (387 amino acids)
Source: RefSeq, a predicted model, not a curated record